Urocitellus parryii (Arctic ground squirrel) is the source of this 1179-nucleotide messenger RNA. RefSeq names its product ring finger protein 227 (gene Rnf227). Gene Ontology annotation, molecular function: ubiquitin protein ligase activity. The record is from RefSeq and is a predicted model, not a curated record. Gene Ontology annotation, biological process: protein ubiquitination. NCBI's taxonomy places the organism in Eukaryota, Metazoa, Chordata, Mammalia, Rodentia, Sciuridae.
AUGCAGCUCCUAGUGAGGGUGCCCUCUCUUCCCGAGCGAAGCGAGCUGGACUGCAAUAUCUGCUACCGGCCCUUCAACCUCGAGAGCCGGGCGCCCCGUCGCCUACCUGGCACGGUGCGCGCCCGCUGCGGCCACACGCUCUGCACCGCCUGCCUGCGCGAGCUGGCGGCGCGAGGCGAGGGCAGCGGUGCGGCCGCUCGCGUGGUGCGCCUGCGCCGCGUCAUCACGUGUCCUUUCUGCCGCGCGCCCUCCCCGCUUCCGCGUGGCGGCGUCACAGAGGUCGCUGUGGACCCAGGCCUGUGGUCACGACUGGAGGAAAAAGCGCGGGCUGCGCGCGAGCGAGAUGAGGCGGGGAGCCUGGCCAAGGAAAGCGGCGAAGGAGAGGCAGACGACGAGGAAGAGGAGUGCGAGGAGGGGGCGGGCCCUAGAAGCGCGGGGUGGCGCGCUCUCCUGCGGCUCUGGGAUAGGGUCCUGGCGCCCGCGCGCCGCUGGCGGCGUCCGCUGCCUAGCAACGUGCUCUACUGUCCAGAGAUCAAGGACAUUGCCCACGUGACCUGCUGCACGAUGUAACCGAGUAACGGAAGCUAUGGCAGAAGAAAAGUGGGAGCUGCAGCCUCAGGCGUGCUUUAGUACAGGGGACUGAUGUCAAGACUACCCCCUCCGAUCCCGGUAUUGGCACGUGAUGGAGUUGAGCCAGGGCAGAAGGAAACGCCCUGGGAGAUGUUGAUGCUGAGCUGGGAGCCUCCUAGACAAACUCGCCCCCAUCUACUGAUUGCCAGCAUUACAUUUUCAGGCCCAGGGAUGAUAUAAACAAAGCCUACAUUACUGUGGGAAGAAAACAGACUGUUUUCUUAGCUGUGGCUUUGGCUUUUGUCCAGGGCCGCUGUGGUGUGUGGGAGCAACAGGUCCCAUUUUAGCAGUUGUCAAUGGUUUGAAUAUUUUAAAAAGAUGGAAUGAGAAAGAGGCUAAUUUUCAUGGCAUGUUAAUUUCACUUCUCUGGCAUGUAAGGAUGUUGGUAUGCCUGUUGUCUCCCUACUCCUAGUUCUGUUCCAGAAAUUACUGAGAUGCCUCCCCGCCUAUGAUUAAGUCCUUGCUUCAUUUCACAACCUCUCUUCAGUCUGCUAGGGCAGGUAUUCGACGGGCCAGAGCACAUCAUAUGAGACAAUUAGGGUUUAUCAA